Ilex paraguariensis (yerba mate) is the source of this 2079-nucleotide messenger RNA. The record is from the annotation of a GenBank genome assembly. NCBI's taxonomy places the organism in Eukaryota, Viridiplantae, Streptophyta, Magnoliopsida, Aquifoliales, Aquifoliaceae.
GCUCCACACGGUGAGCUAUAAUAUUGGUCGCUUUACUUUAUGGGAACUGAUACUGCUUUUUUCAUUCAUUUCCAUUGCCAAAGUGUGAGCAAUAAUAUUGGUUGAUCAACAAUACAGUGUAGAGUCCAAUCCUUUCUGAUCUCAAAUUCCUUCUGGGUAGAGUUCCAAAAUCAAAGAGAGAGUAUGGCAGAUGCACUUGUUUCUGACCUUGUGAGUACCAUCUUGGGAAACUUGAAGUCUUACCUACUGCAAGAAUUUGGGUUAGCUUGGGGACUAAAGAAUGAGAUCAAGAAACUUAAGAGUAUUUUCACUACAAUCCAAGCUGUGCUUCAAGAUGCCGAGGCCAAACAAACCAAGAGUGCCGCUCUGCAGGAUUGGCUGAGUAAGCUUAAGGAUGCAGCCUAUGAUGCCGACAAUCUAUUGGACGAGUUUGCCACACAAGUUCUCAACCGAAGGGUAGACCGUCGAAGAGGUGGGAUAAACCAAGUAAGUGCCUUCUUCAAGCCUCGAAAUCCUUCCGUAUUCCGCUUAAGAAUGGCUCAUAAGGUGAAAGAUAUACGCGAGAGAUUUGACUCCAUUGCAGGGGAGAGAAUUAAGUUCCACUUGAAAGAGGGUGUUAUAGAUUCACAGGUUUAUGAUAUGGAGGGAAGAAAAACUGGCUCCCUUGUGAUUGAGUCAGAAAUCUACGGUAGAAAUAAGGAGAAAGAAAUGAUAGUAUAUGUGUUGCUUUCCAAUUUGAGAUAUCAAGAUGAUCUAUCUGUCUACGCCAUAUGGGGUAUGGGGGGACUUGGAAAGACCACACUUUCUCAGUUGGUCUACAAUGAUCCAAGGGUACAGGCUCACUUUGAGAUGAGGAUUUGGGUGUGUGUAUCUGAUGAUUUCAGCAUACAACGGCUGACCAAGGCAAUCAUCGAGUUGAUAGAAGGUGUUGGGUGCAAUAUCUCAGAAUUGGAUCUGCUGCAACGACGCCUCCAAGAAAGAUUGAGGGGGAAGAGAUUUUUACUUGUGCUAGAUGAUGUGUGGAACGAAGAAAAUGGGAAGUGGGAUAGACUAAAAGAUGUAUUGAGGUGUGGAUCAAAAGGAAGUAUGCUUAUAGUAACCACCAGGAUUGUGAAAGUUGCUCACAUGAUGGCUACGCUUCCAAUAUAUCACCUGGGAUAUUUGUCGGACGAUGAUUCUUGGACCUUAUUCAAGCGACGUGCAUUUGGGAAUGGGAGGGAGGAAAACUUAGAGUUGGAAACAAUCGGCAAAGCAAUAGUGAAGAAAUGUGGUGGGGUGCCCCUUGCAGUAAAAGCCCUUGGAAGCCUAAUGUGGUUUAAAAGCAACAUAAGUGAAUGGUUAUCUGUGAAAGAAAACUAUGAAAUGGAGGUGGACAUGCUGCUAGAGCUGUGGAUGGCAAACAACUUCAUUCCAUCCAAAGGACAAACAAAUCUACUUCUUAUGGCUCGUGAGUGUUUCGAUGAUCUGGUUUGCAGGUCUUUCUUUCAAGAUGUCAAGGAAAACUACAAAGGUGACUUGACGUGUAAAAUGCACGAUUUGAUGCAUGAUCUUGCCCAGUCUAUUAUGAUACGAGAAUGUUGUACAAUGGAGCAUGGUAAGGUGCUNCAUGAGUGUUUCGAUGAUCUGGUUUGCAGGUCUUUCUUUCAAGAUGUCCAGGAAAACUACAAAGGUGACUUGACGUGUAAAAUGCACGAUUUGAUGCAUGAUCUUGCCCAGUCUAUUAUGAUACGAGAAUGUUGUACAAUGGAGCAUGGUAAGGUGCUGAAAAUCCCAGAAAAGAUUCGCCAUUUGUCUUUCUAUAUGAGUAAUCCUGAGAGCAAGGAUAUGCCUGCAGAGCAAUCUUUGCGCUCCUUCAUUGUACUUUCAACGCCAGACGUCAAUUGCAUGGAUAAUUUGGCUACCUAUAUCUCAAAACAAAAGUACCUGAGGGUGUUGGCAGUUCGAGGGAUUCGCAUUGAAAAAUUAAUAUCUUCAAUAGGGAAUUUGAAGCAUCUUAGGUACCUUGACAUGUCCUGCAAUAAGAUGAAGGCUUUACCAGAAUCAACAACUUAUNUCGAGGGAUUCACAUUGAAAAAUUAA